CAAACUACCUAUUGAGACCCAUCUCUAAUUUUAGACCACAUUUAAUACAGACAUAUAACUAUGACUUUCCAGUAAGCUAAAAAGCUCUGUUUAUAAUAUGUUUCUUGUUGUGGUCGGUCGUUCAUUUGAUGUACUAUGGUUGAAGAAUUCAAGAUCCAUUGCAUCUUGGCUAUACUCCUCGAUGGACUCUUUUAGUGCUUUCAAAGAUUCACACGAUGACGACCAAACUUGAAAGGAUUUUGAUCGCUACGGUUGUUGUCCUUGUUAUAUUGGUACCCUUGAUAAUUGUCUACAUCAUAGAAAUUGGAGAUGGAAGAAAAUGCCUGACAGCACCUUGCAUGAAAAUUGCUGUUAAUAUCCUCGAUAAUUUGGACCAAUCUGUAGAUCCUUGCGAUGAUUUUUACAUGUUCGCCUGUGGAAAUUACUUAAAGAACAACUUUAUUCCAGAUGACAAAACUGAAAUAAGUUCUUUUACAGUAAUAGAGGAUUCCCUGGCGCACAAAAUGAGAAUAUUACUAGAAGAACCUAUUGACGAAAAAACAGAUAUCAAACCGUUCAAAUUCGUAAAAGCUCAAUACCAAACGUGUCUGAAUUCAAGCCAAGACAAUACAGAUACCCUCAAAUAUAUCUUGAGACAAUUGGGAGGUUGGCCAGUUUUAGAGGGAGAGAAUUGGAGUGAUCGAAAUUUUGACUGGAGAAAACUUGUUCACAAUCUCCGUGAGGCUGGAUUACAUUCCGAAAUAUUUUUGGUUAUAAGUGCCGAAACAAUGAUGAACAAUUCUCAUCAGAGGAUAUUGGAGGUGGAUGAACCAACAGUUAUUUGCAAGGAUUAUGUGAAAAAUGGAUGGGAUGAUAAAAUAACAAAAGCCUUGUACGAACUUAUGGUAGACAUGGUAGUUAUUUUGGGAACUGAUCGAGAUAAAGCAGAAGCUGAGAUGAGAAAAGUCAUGAAUUUCCAUGUGGAUCUUGCUCAGAUAGCUCUUUCUCCAGAAGAAAAACGCGCCUCAUCAUCUCUCAUGAAUAUGAUGACUGUGAGUGACUUGGAGCUGGUAUUCCCAAUUGUAAAAUGGCAAUCCUAUUUAAACAAUCAAUUACUGGGAACAACAAUGGUCAAUAGGAGCACCACAGUGAAUGUUCUUCAUCCGAAGCAUUUGAAGAAAUUGAACGCAUUGAUAAUUCAUAACGAAAAAAGAACGAUAGCCAAUUACAUCAUGUGGGUUGUGGUCUUCACUGAAAUCCAAUAUACCAACCAACAGCUCAGAGACAGGUUGAACGAGUUCAGAAAAAUUGCAGAAGGAAAUACCCAAAAUAUUCCUACGUGGAAGAAUUGUGUGGAUGAUGUAACAUAUGGCCUUCCUCUGGUCGCUGGAUCUCUGUAUGUCCGUCGUUUCUUCAAGAAAGAGGCAAAAGACAACAUGCUAGAUUUGGUAGACUUAAUUCUAAACCAAUUCAAAAAAGAACUGAGGAGCGUUCAAUGGAUGGAAGACGAAUCCAGAAGAAGAGCAUUGCUGAAGGCAGACUCGAUUACAUCAUUCAUAGGUUACCCAGACGAGAUUUUGGACGAUAAAAAAAUGAUUGAUUAUUACGCUGAACUGGGUGAUCCACCAGAGAAUUACUUACUGCUAGAUCUUCGAAUGAGGAAUUUCACAUUGAAAGCACACUACAGAUUUUUAUCAGAAACAGUCGACAAGAAAGAUUGGAGGAAACAACAUUCUCCAAUCGAUGUUAAUGCAUUUUAUGAGGCUAGUUCAAACAGCAUACAUUUCCCAGCCGGAAUACUUCAAGAGAACUUCUUCAAUCACGAAGGACCAAACUACAUCAAUUUUGGAAGAAUUGGGUUUUUGAUUGGACAUGAAAUCACCCAUGGGUUCGAUGAUGAAGGGAGACUUUUCGAUGAAAACGGUAAUAUGGUAGAUUGGUGGGGAGAAAAGACGAAAGAAGCCUUCAUGGAGAACGCCCUCUGUAUUAUUGAACAAUAUAACAACAACACUGUCGAAGAGGUCAACAUUAAGUUAAACGGGGAAAACAGUCAAGGAGAAAAUAUAGCAGAUAACGGUGGAAUAAAACAAGCCUAUUUGGCCUAUGUGGAUUGGCUUUCGGAAAAUGGUCCAGACAAAUCUUUGCCAGGUCUUUCAUCUUAUUCAGAUCAGCAGAUGUUCUGGAUUGCUUCAGCUAGUGCGUGGUGUUCAAAAACAAGGCCGGAAAGACUGAAAACUAUGCUGAUCUCUGAUGAGCACGUUCCGAUGUAUUAUAGAAUAAAUAUACCCCUAUCAAAUUCAGAAUAUUUCGCAGAAGAUUUCAAAUGUUCACCAGAAACUAAAAUGAAUCCCAUGAUUAAAUGUAAAGUAUGGUAGUUGUAUGUCUUCUUAGAAAUCAAUUAAAAAAUAUUGCAAAUUUUA
Molecule: messenger RNA, 2399 nt
Organism: Harmonia axyridis
Lineage: Eukaryota; Metazoa; Arthropoda; Insecta; Coleoptera; Coccinellidae
Product: neprilysin-2-like
Exons: 11
Coding region: 216-2354 (712 amino acids)
Biological process (GO): protein processing
Cellular component (GO): plasma membrane
Molecular function (GO): metalloendopeptidase activity
Source: RefSeq, a predicted model, not a curated record